AUGGCACCAACCUACAAUCGCGAUACUCGAGCUAGUGAGCUUGUUUCGUUCCAUGCCGCUCAAAUCACUGGAAAGAUUAUCCUCAUUACCGGCGCUUCGCCAGGUAGCCUAGGCGAAAGCUUUGUCAAGCAAGUGGCUGUUGCAAAGCCUGCUGUCUUUAUUCUGGCGGGUCGGUCGAUUCCGAAGAUGCAGGGUCUUAUCGACCAACUUCACACCACAUAUCCGGAAAUUGUGGUCAGGCCGCUUGCCCUGAAUCUUCUCUCUUUUGCCGACGUACGCAAGGCCGCAGAAACAGUCAAUUCGUGGGCCGAUGUGCCUCGUAUUGACAUCUUGGUCAACAAUGCCGGUAUUAUGGCCGUGCCAUACAAAUUGACUGAGGAUGGCCUCGAAAGUCAGCUCCAGACGAACCAUCUCAGCCACUUUCUCUUUACCAAUCUUCUCAUGAGGAAGGUCUUGGCUUCAAAAUCCCCACGGGUUGUGAUCGUCUCUAGCGGCGUGCACCGCAUUGGCCACAUUCGCUGGUCGGACUACAACUUCAACGAGGGUAAACACUACCAGAGGUGGCUGGCUUACGGCCAGUCAAAAACGGCCAAUGCCUUGAUGGCACUUUCCCUCGCGAAGAGACUUGGUUCGCAGGGUGUACUUGCCUUCUCAAUCUGCCCAGGUGUGAGUUAUACAAACCUCGCAGCACAUGGGAUGAAUGAUCAGGCCUCUUUCGCUGCGGAUCUUACGGAAAUGGACAAUAUGUAUGGGAAUAAGUGGCUGUGGGGCAUGGAUGAGAUGCACAUCAAGGAUAUUGAUCAAGGAGCCGCGACACAUGUCUUUGCUGCAUUCGAUACCAGCAUCAAAGAACAUAACGGUGCUUUCUUGAGUGACUGCCACAUUGCGAAUCAGGACCAGGAAGAAGUUUACUCUUGGGCAACAAGCGAGAUUGAUGCAGAGAGACUGUGGACUUUAAGUGAGAGACUUGUCGGUCAAGAGUUCAAUUACUAG
This is a messenger RNA of Penicillium mononematosum, 993 nucleotides long. RefSeq names its product oxidoreductase, short-chain dehydrogenase/reductase family. The record is from RefSeq and is a predicted model, not a curated record. The transcript has a single exon. NCBI's taxonomy places the organism in Eukaryota, Fungi, Ascomycota, Eurotiomycetes, Eurotiales, Aspergillaceae. The coding region runs from base 1 to 993 and encodes 330 amino acids.